Saccharomyces cerevisiae S288C is the source of this 615-nucleotide messenger RNA. RefSeq names its product pyridoxal 5'-phosphate synthase (gene YLR456W). The transcript has a single exon. Lineage: Eukaryota; Fungi; Ascomycota; Saccharomycetes; Saccharomycetales; Saccharomycetaceae. Gene Ontology annotation, cellular component: cytoplasm; nucleus. Bases 1 to 615 code for a protein of 204 amino acids. The record is from RefSeq and is marked reviewed.
AUGAAACUCAAUGAACAAAUACCAAAAGACCUGUUACGCCUGAUUAAAAGUUCCAAGUAUGUUCAUGUGGCGACAUGCUCGUCAAAUUGUAUACCAUCUGUUUCGUUGAUGCAUUACAUAUUUGUUUCAUCCGCGGAAACUUUCCAUAAACAUGAGUAUAGUAUAGAAAUAGAUUGUAAUGACUAUAUUAUAUUCACAGUGUUCGAGAAAUCAGUAACCUUUCGUAAUGUCAUGAGCAACCCAAACGUUGCAUUGCUAUUUCACGAUUGGAUCACAGCUAAAAAUUUAACUCUUCGAAAAAAAAGCGUCCAUAGUAAAGAUGAUUUUUCAUUUGUUGAGUCAGAGUCUACAAAAUUUAACAACUUUUUACGAGAUUUGAACCAAAGUGAAUUGAAUCAAGUGAGCGCUACUAUCAAUGGUAUUGCUGAUAUUGUGAACCCUAAUAGUGAAGAAUCUACUUAUUAUAGGCGGUUGUUAUUAACAGUCAAUCCAGACGCAGAUAUUUUUAUACUAGGAGAAGAUACAGCCAUAAUAAAGGUAAAUAUACAAAAAAUAAAAGUCUCUGACAUGGAAAAUAAUACUUCUACAUACGGCCAAACAGUACAACCAGUUUAA